CCCCCGGGCAGGGGCGGGAGCUGUGGAGGCGCGGCGGCCGGCGCUGAGCUACUGCUCCGGGCUCUAGGCGAGGCUUGGCCUUCCUUGCCGAGACGGGGCGAAGCGGCGGAGGCGGCGGCCCUCGGGCCGGCUGGUGAGGCGAUGGCGGCACUGGGCCCGGGGACUGGAGCAGCCUCGGGGGGCGCUGGCUGCAGCGGAGCGGGCGUAGGCGCAGGCGCGGGUGCGGGGUCCUCGGGGGCCGCCCGGCUACCUAGCCGGGUGCUGGAGUUGGUGUUCUCCUACCUGGACCUGUCCGAGCUGCGGAGCUGCGCCCUGGUGUGCAAACACUGGUACCGCUGCCUGCACGGCGACGAGAACAGCGAGGUGUGGCGGAGCCUAUGCGCCCGCAGCCUGGCAGAAGAGGCUCUGCGCACGGACAUCCUCUGCAACCUGCCCAGCUACAAGGCCAAGGUACGUGCUUUCCAACAUGCCUUCAGCACUAAUGACUGCUCCAGGAAUGUCUAUAUUAAGAAGAAUGGCUUUACAUUACAUCGGAACCCCAUUGCUCAGAGCACUGAUGGUGCAAGGACCAAGAUUGGUUUCAGUGAGGGCCGCCAUGCGUGGGAAGUAUGGUGGGAGGGCCCUCUAGGUACUGUGGCAGUGAUAGGAAUUGCCACUAAACGGGCCCCCAUGCAGUGCCAAGGUUAUGUGGCCUUGCUGGGAAGUGAUGACCAGAGCUGGGGCUGGAAUCUGGUGGACAAUAAUCUACUACAUAAUGGGGAAGUCAACGGCAGCUUUCCACAGUGCAACAAUGCACCAAAAUACCAGAUAGGAGAAAGAAUUCGAGUCAUCUUGGACAUGGAAGAUAAGACUUUAGCUUUUGAACGAGGGUAUGAGUUCCUAGGGGUUGCCUUUAGAGGACUUCCCAAGGCCUGCUUAUAUCCAGCAGUUUCUGCUGUAUAUGGCAACACAGAAGUGACUUUGGUUUAUCUUGGAAAACCUUUGGAUGGAUGACAGUGGCUUUCUUGGGAUGGAAGACAAAGUGAAGAAGAGAUCUACUUGUGGAAAGUAGAAUCAUGAAGUGAUAGUGUCAUGUGUGCAUGUCCAAGAAACAUCCUGAAAAACACAUGAAGCUGUGAACUGGAGACAUGACUACAGCAGAGAUGAUCUUAGUGUUUCCUCUUUCCACUGGGCCAGAAAAAUCCUCAGGGUUGCAGUUGGUUGAAUGGGCAGUUGACAUAUGCAUGUUGCAACAGAUUUCGUCUCUAAGUUAGCAAUGUGUUACUUCCAGCUUUAAAGGUGAGCUUUUAGAGAUGCUGACAAGGGAUAAGUUUAAGUAGUGUUUUUGUGAAGAAGGAUUGAUCCCAUCUUACAACUGCCUGUUCUUUCUCCAAUCCCUUUAUUUCCAGCCAGCUUGACCAUUAGAAAAGUAUAAAACUGGUUGGAUUUUAUUUAAUAUUUUUAAUAUAUUGAGAAGCAUGGUCUGCCUGGACUGCACUUCUCUAGCAAUGAGAAAUGAAACUGUGCAGCUAUUUUAAAAAUUGUAUAUAUAAAGUGUGUAAAAAAACUGUAAACAAAAACCAAAGGACAAAGGGAUUGCUUUGUUCUAGUUCAAUUUCUUAAAAGUCACUACAUGCUACAAAAUUAGAGUACUGCCUGGGGACAGUUGUAUAACCACAAAGAAGAGGAUUUCGAGAGGAGGUAACAUUAUAUUGGCUCAUUUUACAUUGUUUUGGGUGUGUAGUCCUCAUAGCUAUUAAUCUAUUUUUUUUAAACAAUGAAUUAUAGUAAAGGUUCCCUAAUUGGCUAAAGACUGAGGGAAGGCAAAUUUAUUUCUAAUUAUACAUAUAUCAAUAAGGAUGAUCUAAACCUAAUAAUAAUGUACAUCAGUUGGUGUCUGGUUUUAUUUUUUGGCCUUCUGAGAAAACUAGUCUCCACAUAGAACAUCCUAUGUGCUCUUACAGUCUUCAGCUAUAAGAGCUAUUAGUCAUAAAACCUAGGAAAAGAAAUGAUUGAUGGUUCUUUUAUUUUCUAACCUUAUAAUGCUAUAGCUGUUAUAAAGUAUUUUUAAUUUCAUAUUGUUUACAUCAUGCAACAAUCUAAAGCCUCAAACUCUUCCUUGGGACUGGCAACAAAAUGUUUACUCACAUCUGAAAUAGUGCCAGCCUGAACGAAUAGAGUCUUCUUAAUCUCCUUACAGAUAAUUGCCCCCGUGGGACUUGUGCUGAGCAGUUCAGGUUGGUAGUAUUUUAGAAGUUUCUUUGGAGAAGAGUUUUACAUUAUUUCCUAUGUUAACCGAUAAAUAUUUUCACCAAUACUCCUUGGAAUUAAAUAAUCCAACACACAUGAACUGGGAUUUUUUUUUUUUGUUAGAAACAAAACAUCUUUUUGUAUAAAAGUAUAAAUUACAUGAUUUAAAUACAUAAGAAUUGAUGAAGGCAACAAAUCUUUUUAGACAAUUGCUAUAUGUAUAUUUUGUUUUAAAUCUAAUAAAAUUAGGGACAGUGAGCAGCGUGCUGGGGUUCUUGGGGUGCUCCUUGAGAAUUAAAUUGUCAAUACUGCUAUGAAGCGGGAGACUUCGGCCAUAGAACAAAGAUCUAUAGUUGCCAGCUGAAAAGUUUACAAGUAUUUAUUGUGUAUUUGCUAUGUUGCUUGAAAAAGAGAAGUUUGUUAAAGAUUCUUUUUGAUAAUCUGUAUUAAGAAGCAACCUUGUACAGAGUGGAAUUAUAUGUUAAAUGUAUUAGGGAAUAUAGCUGGCGUGCGGGAACUGACACCCCCCCCCCCGUUGGUCUAGAAUAACUCAAUUUGAUGAAAUGUAAAAUUUGAUUAAAGAAUUGAUUGAGGGUGAAAGUUGACUUGUUUGGAGGGAUGCGUCCUUAAGUACUUUGUCGCAUUCUCAGGUUGUGAUAUGGCCAAUUCCAAGAGCUUUUGCUGAGUUCUGUAGUUCUGUUUAAAUUUCUGUUUUGUCUUGUUAGUAAAUGUCCAUUUGCAAUGAUGUUUUGAAGGUGCUGACUGGAAAACAAAAACACAUGGUUAUUCAUUCCUUUUUGAAACUAGAAUCAAAUAAUUGCCCAUUUUAUAAUAAGCCAUUCUUUUUGUUUUGUUUUUGAUUUUGACUUUUUGAGAUGGGGUUCUUGCUGUGUAGUUCAUGCUAGCCUUGAGCUCAUAGAGAUCCCCCUGCCGCAGUCUCCCAAAUACUGGGAGUACAGGCAUAUGCCAGCACUCCCAGCAAUAACAGGACAUUCUUAUCUCAGAGAUCUGAGUGUUCCUAGUUGGGUUGAGCAUCAGUGGGUGGAGAGCCUUCAUUUAUAACCUGAUGAGUUUGUUCCUGGAGACUGAUGGCUGUCCAGAUGACUAAGAAAGACUGCUCAGUGUUGCAGAAGGUCUUGUUCUCUUGCUGGUGCUGAAAAAGCAUGGAAGAGAAGACAGUACUUGAAGACUGAGUAUAAAUCACCCAAACCCAUUGAUUUGGCUGGAUCUGGCAGUCAUUUUGGAGUGGUUUUAUUUAGGUUUGGGUCCCAUAUCCUAAGAUCUCAGUGUUGGAACUGGGAUACAUCCUGACCAUAAGGAUUAAAAAAAUAUCCUGGUGAAUUGAGAAUGCUGCCAAAAGUUGGAAACAAUUCUAAAAUUUGCCUAGGGUUUUCUCAUCUGCAAAACAGAAAAUUCUUGCUCCCUCCCUCACUACCUCACAAGGAUAUUGAGAGCAAAAGAAUACUGAGAAAGUGUUGGUGUUGUGGAUAAAAAAUGCUGUUGAAAGGCAAAACCGGUUAUUUCAAUUGCAGUUAUAAUCAGGAAAAAGUCUGUAACUGAGUUACUGUGUUGCCUUGGGGAACUUGGAGCACUUCCGCUCAUUCUUUGACGAAGCAUGCAGGUGUGGAAGCAAACAUUAAUUGCUAGUACUCUCGCCAUAAUAUGGUCUUCUGUCACACUUGAGAUAGACUGUUUGAAUUACCUGGUUUUACAUAGGAAAGAAGAAAUAUUAAGGCUUAAAUUCUGUAAUGUUCAUUGGCUCGUAAUCAUUAAAAAUUCAUACAAGGAAUUCUGUGGUAAUAGAUGUCAUUUCAUAGUUGCCAUUAGUUUUUCAUUAUUGACUUUUGAGUGCUAAGUCCUUAUUUCAUCUCUCAUUCUUACUCAAUAAAUUUAAAUACAGA
Molecule: messenger RNA, 4130 nt
Organism: Nannospalax galili (Upper Galilee mountains blind mole rat)
Lineage: Eukaryota; Metazoa; Chordata; Mammalia; Rodentia; Spalacidae
Gene: Fbxo45
Product: F-box protein 45
Exons: 3
Coding region: 142-993 (283 amino acids)
Biological process (GO): synapse assembly involved in innervation; proteasome-mediated ubiquitin-dependent protein catabolic process
Cellular component (GO): synapse; SCF ubiquitin ligase complex
Molecular function (GO): protein binding
Source: RefSeq, a predicted model, not a curated record